AUGAAGAGAAGAAGAAAAAACCCACUCUCUCGGGCUCGCACAGGCGCCUUGCUUUCACUGUAACCGGUAGUCGUUAAAGUGCGUUCCGGACCAACCUCAUGAUGGAGACGGAUAGUUGUUUGUCUUUCUCUUCGCAGCCAAACCGGACACCAACAGAGAACUCACCUGGUUUGGAGCAGCAUAGUUCCUCGGGUUCGUUUCUUCCCUGCGACGAAUUUCAGAAAAACGCACACCUUCCUCUCGCGCACCGUCUGAGUCUCCGGGGUCAGGGUGACUUCUACAGCUCGAGCUCCAUGGGACGGUUUAAUGACGGCGCACCCGCGGACUUUACGCACGGGGCAGCUCCCACGAACCCUCGCGCCUCGCCCAACAAACAUAGCAAAUAUAUGGAAAAUAUUAAUCAGGAUCAAAAUGGUUUAUCAAUAAGCGGGAAGGGCUCGUUUUAUGAAAACAACUCCGAGGCCAGAGAGAAGGUGGGUCCCAAGCCCAUGGGCUACCCAGUGAUUGGCUCAGACUGCUGCAUCAAGCUGAAGGAGCCAACCAAUGGUCUCCAAACAGGGGACUCAAUCGCAGACUCCAUCGACCUAUCAGGCAAGAACAAGAAGCGUCGUAACCGCACCACGUUCAGUACCUUCCAGUUGGAGGAGCUGGAGAAAGUGUUUCAGAAGACUCACUACCCUGACGUUUACGCCCGGGAACAGCUGGCCCUUAGGACCGAACUGACAGAGGCCCGUGUACAGGUGUGGUUCCAGAACCGGCGGGCCAAGUGGAGGAAGAGGGAACGCUACGGGAAGAUCCAGGAGGUGCGAAACCACUUUGCUGCUACAUACAAUAUCUCCACCUACCAGAUGCAGAGCAACCUGUGGCCAGGAGCUGGUGCAGGAGGGGGCGGGGGGUCCGGCGGGGGCUGUGUCCUGAGCCCUGACAACAUGUCUUCCUCCUGUAUGAGCCCCUACCCCCAUCCCCACAGCAACCUCUCCUCCAUGGGCUUCAUGGGCAUGCCCCCGUCCUCCAGCCACCCCCACCACCCUCACCAUCACCCCCCACACCACCCUGGCAUAAAUAGCCUCUACUCCCUCCACAGCUUCCCUGGGGCCCUCGGGGGCCACUCCUUUGAGCCGGGGCCCGAGACAGAGUAUAAGCCAUCCAGCCUGUUGGCCCUGCGGAUGAAGGCUAAGGACCCUGGGAGUCUUCUAUCCUGGCCUACAUGAUCACCACAGUGUCAGGGUCAGAUCCCUACUAUGUACUGACUGAGCCAAUGUACACACACACAUUCAAACUCAAUCUUGUAUACUAGCUACCCCAUGGAUAGUUAUGGCCACAUGUGUUUGUGUUGCUGCAUGUUGAUAACAGCAGAAGUCAAAACUCUCUCCUGUGGUUCACUACAAUAUGCACACACACACACACACACACUGCUAUUCUUCUCCCAAUAACGUAAACCCACAGAUUUCAAAACAUGACAUGAUCAACCUUUGAGUUUGUUAGGUAUUUUGUGCCUGGGCAUUUCCAUGUAAAAGGACCAACAUAUGAAGUUAAUACGAACAGGUAAAAUUGGGUGUCAAAUGAAAACCAAGAUUGAAUAUUUUGUGGAAAUGAAUGCAUAUAUACCAUUUUUCAACCAUUUUCCAUCUUGAAUAUUUGUCAUAAGCAAAGGCUUUGAUUUCUGGAUAAACAGAAGGGGGUCUUAGAAAACAUCUACCAGUAAAAGUAUUAAAAGUUAUCAGAAAUACAUCAAAACACAAUAAUGUUGAUGACAAGACCCCUGCCAACUAAUAUCAACACUUACACUUAGUUUUGGAUAAAUGUACCAUCUGUAAGUAUAAUAAAUAUUUCCUUAUGCUUUGUAA
Messenger RNA from Salmo salar (Atlantic salmon), 1847 nucleotides. RefSeq names its product homeobox protein aristaless-like 3. The record is from RefSeq and is a predicted model, not a curated record. Gene Ontology annotation, biological process: regulation of transcription by RNA polymerase II. NCBI's taxonomy places the organism in Eukaryota, Metazoa, Chordata, Actinopteri, Salmoniformes, Salmonidae. Gene Ontology annotation, molecular function: DNA-binding transcription factor activity, RNA polymerase II-specific; RNA polymerase II transcription regulatory region sequence-specific DNA binding.